AUGGCUACUUCUGUGGCGGUACCUUUGAAUGAGAAAGGGCGAUGGAGCCAUCUCUACAAGGUUCUAUCCAAACCCGGCCCUUUCAGCGAUGAGGAUUGGGUACCAGGAGAAGAAACAAUUAAUGCAUUGGAAUCUUCUAAAAUUCUAGUGAUCGGAGCUGGUGGAUUGGGAUGUGAAAUCUUAAAAAAUCUCGCGCUUUCAGGAUUUAAAGACAUCCAUGUCAUCGAUAUGGAUACAAUCGAUAUCUCAAAUCUUAACCGACAAUUCCUGUUCCGCCAAGCUGAUAUCGGAAAGCCCAAAGCAGAAGUUGCUGCUGCUUUUGUAGAGAAGCGAGUCAAAGGUGUCAAAAUCACUCCAUACGUGGGCAAGAUUCAGGAUAAAGAUGAGGAUUACUACAUGCAAUUUAAGAUAGUAAUCUGUGGCCUUGAUAGCAUUGAAGCCCGCCGCUGGAUCAAUUCAACGCUAAUCGGAAUGGUCGACCUCGAAAACCCGGAGAGUCUCAAGCCAUUAGUUGACGGUGGUACCGAAGGAUUCAAGGGUCAAGCCCGUGUGAUUCUGCCAACUCUGUCGUCAUGUAUCGAAUGUCAACUUGACAUGCAUGCUCCACGGCCUGCGGUACCCCUUUGUACUAUCGCCACAAUCCCUCGUCAGCCUCAACAUUGCAUCGAAUGGGCUCACCAGAUUGCCUGGCAAGAAAAGCGCAAAGAUGAUACUUUUGACAGCGAUGAUAUGGAGAAUAUUUCGUGGGUGUACAAUACCGCUCUCGAGCGAGCCCAGCAAUUCCAUAUCCACGGCGUUACUUUCCAGAUGACCCAAGGGGUGGUGAAGAAUAUUAUUCCAGCGAUUGCAUCAACUAAUGCUGUAAUUGCAGCCUCAACGACUUCUGAGGUGUUGAAAAUUGCAACCUCAUGCAAUCCAUACCUCGAGAACUACAUGAUGUAUGCCGGAGAGGAGGGUGUUUACACAUAUACCUUCGAGGCGGAGAAAAAGGCAGAUUGCCCCGUGUGCGGUAAUCUUGCUCGCAAUAUGGAUGUGGAUCCAAAUAUGACAUUGGGUGAUUUCAUAGACAGCCUCGGCGAGAAGGCCGAAGCCCAACUGAAGAAGCCAAGCAUGCGAACAGAGGAAAAAACACUCUACCAGCGAUUCCCUCCACAGCUGGAGGAGCACACACGGCCAAAUCUAGUACUCAAGCUUUCUGAGCUUUUAGAGAACGGCCAAGAGAUUGCAGUUAGUGAUCCGGCAUACACUAUCGACUUCCGGUUCCGGCUGCACUUCAGAUAA
Penicillium angulare is the source of this 1281-nucleotide messenger RNA. Its product is annotated as NEDD8-activating protein UBA3. Gene Ontology annotation, cellular component: cytoplasm; nucleus. The record is from RefSeq and is a predicted model, not a curated record. Gene Ontology annotation, molecular function: NEDD8 activating enzyme activity. Bases 1 to 1281 code for a protein of 426 amino acids. Lineage: Eukaryota; Fungi; Ascomycota; Eurotiomycetes; Eurotiales; Aspergillaceae. Gene Ontology annotation, biological process: protein neddylation. The transcript is spliced from 6 exons.